AUGGGUUUCAAGAGAAAGAGAGUGACAUGUCUAUACAAUGUUCAACAGUUUUCGGACAUCAUAGUCAAGUUCAACGAUCGCAAAGUCUUCGCGCACAAGGCUAUACUUGCUACGUCAUCAUCGUACUUCCAUCGCGCCUUUACAUCAGGGUUUGCGGUCUCUUCGAGUCCUGAGAUCGAUUUGGGCGAUGAUGACGACCCGGAUCUGGUAGAAGCCAUGCUUCGUAUCAUGUACGAUGACCAGGAUAGUUGUGUCAUGACCGUCACCUUCCGCUACACGGACUUCUUCGAGGCGUUACUGGAUCUCUACAUUCUGGGCGACAAAUAUGAUGUUCCGGUGCUACGACAUCAAACUAAAGACUUACUCAUGUCAAACAUCAAAAGCAUCGUGUACAUCCGGGACGAGAAACGAGUUCCGGUUGAUGAAACGUUCGAGCAGGCAGAAAAAUGUAUCGCGAAGAUGCUCGGCCCUUCUGCCAUCACAUUUGCUGAUAGAUCCAUCCAAGAGGAGGCUCUUGACUGGUGCGCGGAAAAUCUUGAUGACUUGCUAUGGCGUAGACCUUUUCGUAAACAACUCGGCAGAGGCAAGAUGUUCAGUACGGAGUUCGCUGGACGACUUUUCCUUAGGAAGGCUAGGCUUAACGCUGUUGGAUUCGAAUCAGAUCAUGACAACGAUGUUUACGAUCACAGCAGCGAACUCAGCGAACACGACGAAGACAACCGAGUCAGCAUCAGAAGAGGCAGGCGAGGCAGGCGAGGCAGACGAUCCAGUGCAAAAUCCUUCCUUGCCUGA
Molecule: messenger RNA, 792 nt
Organism: Aureobasidium melanogenum CBS 110374
Lineage: Eukaryota; Fungi; Ascomycota; Dothideomycetes; Dothideales; Saccotheciaceae
Exons: 4
Coding region: 1-792 (263 amino acids)
Biological process (GO): proteasome-mediated ubiquitin-dependent protein catabolic process; regulation of proteolysis
Cellular component (GO): cytoplasm
Molecular function (GO): ubiquitin protein ligase binding
Source: RefSeq, a predicted model, not a curated record